AUGUCGGCCACACACCGACACAACUCAAGACUCCAAAAUGCUUCGGUCACAUCUCUCCGUCGUGGUCCCCAAAGAAGAGACAGCGGCCGUCGCAGCGAUGGCUCAGUCACAUCUUCAGGCCGCGAGUCCAUCGGCACCGGUCUGACCGAGCCGCCUGCCUACUCCAAGAAAUUUGUUGUCGUCGGUGACGGCGGCUGCGGCAAGACUUGUCUGUUGAUCAGCUACAGCCAGGGUGUCUUCCCUGAGAAAUACGUCCCCACAGUCUUCGAAAACUACAUCACCCACUGCGAACACAAGCCCUCGGGCAAGAUUGUCGAACUCGCCCUCUGGGACACGGCUGGACAAGAAGAGUAUGAUAGACUGCGCCCUCUCUCGUACCCCGAGACCGACUUGCUCUUCGUUUGCUUCGCCAUCGAUUGCCCAAACUCGCUUGAGAAUGUUAUGGACAAGUGGUACCCUGAAGUUCUCCACUUCUGCCCGACCACUCCCAUUAUCCUGCUUGGUCUCAAGUCCGACUUGCGCAACAAGCGCACCUGUAUCGACCUCCUCAAGACCCAAGGACUUACUCCCGUCACGACCCACCAAGGCCAGGCUGUCGCCAAGAAGAUGGGUGCCCUUUACAUGGAGUGCAGUAGUAAAGAAAUGACCGGUGUGCAUGAGAUCUUCGAAGCCGCCAUCAACACCGUCGUCGCCGAGGCUGAGGGUCUGAAUCCCAGUCCUCCUGCCAGCCGUGGUAGUCUCACUGCUGGAAACUCAUCCUCGCAACAACCUCAACAGAAACGCCCCCAGACCUCCAGCAGACCUUCGGACAAUCCCACCCCAAUGAUUGCUCCCAGCAAGAAGAAGAAGAGAAAGGCUUGUCUGAUUUUGUGA
Molecule: messenger RNA, 873 nt
Organism: Aureobasidium melanogenum CBS 110374
Lineage: Eukaryota; Fungi; Ascomycota; Dothideomycetes; Dothideales; Saccotheciaceae
Product: ras-domain-containing protein
Exons: 3
Coding region: 1-873 (290 amino acids)
Biological process (GO): small GTPase-mediated signal transduction
Molecular function (GO): GTP binding; GTPase activity
Source: RefSeq, a predicted model, not a curated record